AUGACGGCCGGCGCCGCGGUCCCAGAGCACCGCAAUGUGACUGCAGAAUUCGUCAGCACAAGGUUUACGAGAUGCGGUAUAGAGAACGACGUUGUCACUGCAGCGUACAACAUUCCGGAACUGAGGUCAGCUAGACCGAGUGCGGCGCCGUCGUCGUCCAUGCGGUGGGGAGAGGGUCCUAAUACUACGCCGACACUUCCACGACAUGACUCGUCUCUACCAAUACAUGGGCAGACAUCACAGCCAUAUCUGCCCACGCGAGGGAUUAGGAUGCCCGAGGAGAAUCGUUGGGCUGAGACAAGCGAGGGAGCACAAAGCUACAACAGCGGUCAGGAAAUUAAUGAUCCAUCAUGGGGAGAUGAACAUACCCAGCGUGGCGUACAGAAAGAAAUACUCACAGAAAUCCAUGAUACUCAGUGCACGCUCCCAGGAAUGAUAAAUGAUUUUUUCGGGCAGGACGUUAUUGGUCCAUCUUAUAUCAAUUCUGAGUCACAGCCAUUCACCUACAAUUUAGAAUCAUCAUCUCAAUAUGGAUUUCAGACUCCACCACCUAUGCAUGAGUCGCAGGCACAGGAACACGAGGGACAGUACGGUCGUGGUCUUCGUGAACACAGACCCCCUGAUCGAUUGUCACCCUCCGCAUCGUCGGGCAAGGCCAGCUGGUCGUCAUCGCAUAGGAUGUACGUGCAAGACAUCUAUGUAGUUUCAUGA
Hordeum vulgare subsp. vulgare (domesticated barley) is the source of this 711-nucleotide messenger RNA. RefSeq lists its product as uncharacterized. The coding region runs from base 1 to 711 and encodes 236 amino acids. The transcript has 5 exons. The record is from RefSeq and is a predicted model, not a curated record. Lineage: Eukaryota; Viridiplantae; Streptophyta; Magnoliopsida; Poales; Poaceae.